This is a messenger RNA of Hyaloscypha bicolor E, 255 nucleotides long. RefSeq lists its product as uncharacterized. Lineage: Eukaryota; Fungi; Ascomycota; Leotiomycetes; Helotiales; Hyaloscyphaceae. The annotation marks the transcript as partial. The record is from RefSeq and is a predicted model, not a curated record. The transcript has a single exon.
CAAGAGCUGAGGCUCGAGAAAGAGCGAUUUGUCAAGUACAGAGGCACCGCGCGUGUCAGGCUCGAAGUGCUUGAUUUCCAGUGGAACGAGCCAAGAGAGCUCAGUCGAAAGAAUGUCGAGAGGAUGAAGGAGAUCUUCCGAGGAGACAAGAGGUCAUAUGGGGGCAUUUGUCGGCUGGGCCCUCGAAACCAUAUUCCUGCUGUGGUUGAGCAGUCUGACCUUGACGAUGCCAUCCUCGCUUCCGAGGUAUCGGCG